Molecule: messenger RNA, 924 nt
Organism: Rotaria sp. Silwood2
Lineage: Eukaryota; Metazoa; Rotifera; Eurotatoria; Philodinida; Philodinidae
Source: the annotation of a GenBank genome assembly
AUGCGAGUUGAUGGUUUUGACUGGUUCAAAUUCAAUUAUUUGACCAGCUUAUAUUCAAUACUUUUAUUGACUUCAAUUGUUCUUAUUGUUGGUACGAUUUCUUUUUUUGUUUCAUCAUCAUUUAAAUACAUACAAAUUCAAUGUUUAGAUACUACCAAUCCAGCUACUACAGUUCAUACUCGGGAGAUAUGUUCAAAGACUAAAUCGAUACUUUCGCUUGGCAAAUAUAAAACAUCCGAAAUAUCAUCUAAUAUUGGUUAUGUCUCCCGUGUUUAUGCUCACAAUUUUCUUGCUUAUUCUCCUCAUGACGACUUAUUAAUAUUUAUUGAACCAAAACAUCAAUUACAUGUAUAUGAUGCACAAACCAUUCAUCUGAUUGUAAAUUUAACAACAACUAAUGUUAUUUAUGCUACAUCAAGUACAUCAUUAUCAAUAAGUGAUCGUCGUAAUCUAUUUUUUAUAUAUGAAUCACGUUUAGAAUCAAGUAUUAUAUCAUUACGUGUUUGUGAAGUGACUUUUAAUAAACUUCAUUUAAAUUUUGAAGAUAAAAAUUGUAUUAAAACAUUACUAAUACAUUCUAAUAAAAAUGAUAUGCAUAUAAAUGGUUUUGCUAUAAAACGUAAUCAUGCUGAAACAGAAAAAUCAAUAUUAUUUAUAUCAACAGAUAUUGGUCUUAUUUAUUCAAUAUUUAAUACAUAUACUGGUAUAUUAAUUCAUGAACCAGUUAUUCUAAAUGAUACAUUAAAUGAAGGAAAUAUUGUUGUAACUCCAUCGGGUAUAGUUUAUUAUGCUAAUAAACAAGAACAUACGAUUCAUGAAUUACGUAUAACACAAGACUUUCGUAUACGAUAUGGAAAAAUAAUUAAAAGUAAUGCAAUUAAGGCUCCAUUUGGCUUAAUGGCAGACGAAUGUAAUCAUCUGUAA